AACAACACUUGUCUAAGGGAAAACAUCGAUGGGGGUUGAAAUAUCUUUGAUAUAAGGUUGAAAUGUCUUAAAUAUUGUUAUUACAGUAUUUAAAGUUGGGUCUUAUUAUACGGGAUAAAAGGUGUUGUUGUUAUUGAGAUUAUAAGGAUCUGCCCGCGCACUUUAACGGCUGCUUUAUAGUUUGACCCCGUCACAUAAGUGUGGCUUAAACACAAUUUUAAAGACAAUGGGGAACUUUCACCCCCACCGGUUGAUGGGAUAGUCGUCAAUAAAUAAAUUUGGUACAUAAAAAGCCACAAGACUUGGGAUAAAUGACAUCUAUAGUGGUCCCACAACUCUGACAAUAAGUAUUACCAGAUAGGGGUUGUUAAUAAUGGUUUAUGUGUAAGUUGUGGACUACUUGAUUUGGAAACAUGGAAAAGUGCAAGAUUUCUGAAAUGAACUCAUAGUUUAACAUCGCAUAUACUUGUGAAAGGGCUAUUCACGGUUAAAAAGAUAUUCUUGUAAAAGUGUUGAGGCAAAUGUCGGCUAUCGCAAAUUGAUAAUAUGAAAUAAAUACGGAGUGCUUGUCAGUGGGUUUACCGCGAAAGAGGUACAGCGUGCGAUCAAACCUCAAAAGAAAGAAAAAAGCCCGGGAAUAUACACUAUAUUUUUUAUAGAAAUUUGAUAUAUGGCGGGGAUGGCGUACUAUCUGCACUUAUCACGCUAUUUAAUAUUGGCCUUAAGAAAGAAAAAUACCCAGCUAAUUGAAAAACAACAACAAUAACAACACCUGACUGAUCCCAUUAUACAAAGGCAAUAGGAAAUUCUAGUCCCGUAUUCUUGAUGCCAUGAUUCAGUUAAAUUUUCAAAAAAGUCGUACUCAAUAGACUUUAAUAAGUAAAACAACCAAUAUUUCCUUCAAACCAGCAAAAGGGCAUUCAGAAAAACUUGGGGUGUGUCACUGGCGCUACUCACCUCUACGAAUAUGUGUACCACCAGAUCGAACAUAACAGUGUAUGUUAGCAUCUCGAUCUGAAAUCCGCAUUUGAUGCGAUGUGGCAAAGAGGGCUCAAACUAGGAAAACCUACACCGUGUUUUGGUAUCUGCUUAUUUGGAAUUAAAAUUUUAAGUGAGGCUGUACGGGGAGCAUUUCCAAAAAAAAAACAGUCCUCAAAUUAGUGAGACAUGGAGGCGUUUUGUCAACUUUAUCUCGUGUAUAUAAGUGACCUCUUACAUUAACUGGAACAAUAGUAACCUGGGAUUGUUCAAAAAGAGAGGCUAUCCUUCUAUCGCUGAUGAUAGUUCACUCAUCGCAUUAUCUUUCCUGAAUUUGCUAUAUAAAAUGUUAAUAAUUUGGAUGGUUUGUAAUUGCUUAUCUAUAUAAUUAUGUUUGAUUGCUCCUCUCUGUUUGCUGUAGAGUAAACUACACAUAACUUAAAUAUACAGCCUUCAACAUUUUUUUAAUUUUCAGCAAUCUUGGACAUUAAUCACUCUUUUGGCCCGAUUUGUAUAUCGUAGACCGAGUUAUGAAACUUGAAAUGGUACAAUAAGUUUUAUCUAUAUAUGAAUAUAAUCACAAUAUCACUAAUGAUAACACUUACAAUUCUUUUAUCAUUAUAAACAUAUAAAAAGUGCCAUAUCAAAAUGUAUUAUAUUUUAAACUUCUAGUCUACUCCACAAAGUAUAAUUGUGUUAUCAAUGCUCAAUACACACUAGUCAAACAUAAAUUGGGUAGUACUUGUAAUAUUUUCACAAGUAAAAGUUUCUAUAUAUUUCUUUUGUUUUCUUCAAUUUGGUAUUACAAGCGUUUGACAUUAACAAUGCAUUGAUUGAUCUAUAAUAUUCUGCCCCUUCACUAAUGUACACAUUCCCAAUACUACUACAGGGAAAAAAGCGCAUUGAUAACCAAAUUCUUUUUAAACAAACCAAACAAUCUUACUGUCUUUAUUGGAGGUGGUAUCUUCAAACGCCCCAAAUCAUUUUAAAACUUGCAAUUUAGCAUUUUUCACAUGUUUUGUGCAAAUAAAACAGUUGUCUAUUACCAGCUGUGAGUUACUAUAAAGGAUGUGAUUGCGCGUCCUUAUCAACUCUGCUCUGAUAACGAACCGAGUAAACUUCAACUGAAAUUACUUCAUUAUUGAAAAUGUCCCGUAAUAGAGGAUAUCGUGGUGAUGAAUCUGAUAAGGGUCUCCAAGAAAACAGGCGCGACCCGAGGGUGUCCCAGAAACAUGCACAGGAAGUGUUUUACACCGAAGGGAGCCAAGAGUCUAUCCCCAUGCAGCAAAUGGCGCCAGGCGGUCCGCCGCACAUGCAGGAUCCUGGCCUCUCACAAGGACAUAUUCCCCAUCACGGUCAUCCAUACUACAAACCGAAUGACGUUAACGCGCCUGGACACUUCCCUUCACAAAGCAACGUGUCCCAUGGAUAUAUUGUACCCGGUCAAUACGCUCCACAUGACCAAGUGGCACCAGGAUACAACUAUGCACCUUAUACCCAAGUCAUUAUAAGGGACGCGAAUACACCAAUUAUUAGAUACAUAACGCCAUCGAUAGAAUCCAUCAUCGCCAAGAGAGUUCUGACAGUCGCCGUUCUCAUCUUUAACGAAACCCUCAACUGGCUUCAAUACAGCGACUGGAUAGGCACAAUGAAUUUGCCACCCGUGUUUGGGCAUAUUGGAAAGAAGAGUAAAACGGAUGUCGUCGAAUGCAGUGCAGACGCCCCAUUUUUGCCUUCAAUUUAUGGCAUUUUCUGUGGAAUAGCCACCGUGUAUGCGCUAUUUCAGAUUAUAAACACCAUUGGCGAAACAGUUCUUGAAUACCAUGCGAGAAAAUCUGGAACAAAAUAUGAAGAUGCUGGAUCAUCGCAAAGUCAAUUGCCACAGAAUAGCGCUCAACCAGGUCCUUUGCCUCAAGAUAGAAGCCAAAAUCAACCGGAAACAAACGACGAGGAUCCUGAGAGACAGGGUGAAGAGGAACAGAAAUCAUUAAAGCAGCGUUGCUUCAGUAUUUUCUACGGUUUUCAACUUCUACACGGAUGGGUUGAAACGGUUGCCGCAAUGGUUGUGGAAGAUCUCCCGCAACUCAUCGUUAUGGCUGUAUCCAGCUACUACUGUACCGUCAACUUAGAAAACGCUGUAUUUCUCCUCAUUUGGAUGGUCGUAAAGGAAUUAAAAAACUCUUUCAGGAAGGCUUUCUGCAAACACAAGUACACAGCCACACAAUGCUCGUGUGACUGUGGUGACUGCUUUAAAGGAUGUUGUACCUUCACGUGUCCGCUACCUUGUUGUUGUCUGGUGUGUGUCUGCAGGCUGUGUCCUGGGGCCGAGGAACAGUGCUGUGAGAUGAGGCCGGUCAAAAUCUGCCCUGAUUGUAAAUUUGACUGUUGCAGUGGUCCAAGCAUCUGUGAUGGCCUCUGCAAUGCCUGUGGUCCCAAGGACGAAGAUCCAGAAUGGGCGACAGAUUUGCUAAAGAAGCUUGAGUCGCUUGCUGGUGUUGUAUUUUUUGUUAUUGUUGUUUUUCAAAUACUUGGACUUACUGGAACAUUUCAUGCUUCCAUUUAGAAAGUUUUCUUUCAACAGAAAUUUUCAUUAACUAAGCAGUUUACAGGAUAUUUCAUUAAGUAAGCUGCUCACAUGCUGUGUUGUUUGUACUCGGAUUAUAUUUUUCAAAACGACUGGUUUUAUUUGCGCAAGCUCGGUUUGUUUUAAUAUUUGUGUAUUUUAAAAUUCUUUCUUCUCUGAAGGACACAUUUGCACGCAUGUCCAGUGUUUUUUUUUUUUGCAUAUCUGAUAAGAGAUAUCUUACUUUGUUUAGUUUAUUCUCUAAUAAACAGCAG
Molecule: messenger RNA, 3816 nt
Organism: Mya arenaria
Lineage: Eukaryota; Metazoa; Mollusca; Bivalvia; Myida; Myidae
Exons: 4
Coding region: 2126-3541 (471 amino acids)
Source: RefSeq, a predicted model, not a curated record